This is a messenger RNA of Debaryomyces fabryi, 1554 nucleotides long. It is a transcript of the gene PDK2, whose product is annotated as protein kinase. Gene Ontology annotation, molecular function: pyruvate dehydrogenase (acetyl-transferring) kinase activity. The transcript has a single exon. Gene Ontology annotation, biological process: regulation of glucose metabolic process; protein phosphorylation. Gene Ontology annotation, cellular component: mitochondrion. The record is from RefSeq and is a predicted model, not a curated record. Lineage: Eukaryota; Fungi; Ascomycota; Pichiomycetes; Serinales; Debaryomycetaceae. The coding region runs from base 1 to 1554 and encodes 517 amino acids.
AUGGGAACUGGAUGGGAAUUAACUAAAGCGUUGCGAGAGCAGAUCGUUAAGUAUGCUGGGUACCAGCAGACAUCCAUCUCGUUGAGACAGAUGGUGCAAUUUGGGCCUACUCCGUCGCCAGGAUCAGUUUUUUUGGCGUCACAGUUCAUUGUGGAAGAAUUGCCUAUCAGACUAGCGAUAAAAGUGAAGAACUUGGAAAAUGCACCCCAUGGAUUGAAUAAGAUGCCGUCGACAAUGAAGGUGAGAGAUUGGUACGCCCAGUCGUUUCAAGAAUUGACCGAAUUGGCCAAACCAGAGAUAUCAAGUGAGUUGGCCGAGAUGUUGAAUAGCCAUCAGACAGACAAGAAACAGCACCGGAUAGACGAGGCCACGUCGAUGUCUCCCAUUUUGCAAGAGGACAUGAAGACUGUAGCGGAAACGCAUAAUCCUGCGAACAGCGAAUCGAAGAAUGUUGCUAUCAACAAUAUUUUCAGCGACGAUGGCAUUGUGGUCCGUACAUCGUCAGCCCAUUCACAUAUGUCGUCACCAGAUCGUAGCACGAACUCAAAGGGCAGAAGCGAGUCACCUACUUUUGGUAAAACGUACUAUACAUCGUGCCCUACUAACGUGGUUUGGCCCAAGGAAGUGUACGAUUAUAACAAACUAGUAAGCGAUGCGUUAACCAAGAUCAAAAAGAGACAUGAUGCGACGGUGGCCACUAUGGCACAGGGGGUACAAGAGUGGAAGAACGAACACAAGACGGUAAUUGUUAAUUCUCAGAUCCAGACGUUUUUAGACCGGUUCUAUAUGUCUAGAAUUGGGAUUAGAAUGUUAAUUGGACAGCACAUUGCAUUGAACUCAUCCCAGACAUCUCCUACAAAAGCGAAAAUCAACUCGUUUUUGAACGGCCAGAAUGGCGGUGGUUCCAGUAAGAGAUCCAACUACGUUGGGGUUAUUUGUACCGAUUGUAAUGUGGGAGAGAUUGCCGAAGAUGCCAUCGAAACAGCCAAAUAUAUCUGUGAAGAAUACUACGGGUUAUUCGAAGCACCAGAAAUUCAAUUGAUUGCUCCUAAAAAUGAUAUCAGCUUUAUGUACGUCCCGGGUCAUUUGAUUCACAUGUUAUUCGAAACCUUGAAAAACUCAUUGAGAGCAACCAUCGAAUUCCACACGCCCAGAUUAAAAGAAAAAAUGUGCCAGAAGGACCCUGAAUUGCUGCUUGAAGACAUAGACAUAAACGAUUUGAAGUUUCCUCCUAUAAAGGUGAUUAUCUCUGAAGGUUACGAAGAUAUCGCUAUCAAGAUCAGUGAUGAAGGUGGUGGUAUCCCAAGAAGUGAAGUUCCAUUGAUUUGGACAUAUUUAUACACUACUGUCAGCCAGACACCUACAUUAGAACCAGAAUACAGCCAAAGUUCAUUCAAAGCCCCAAUGGCUGGGUUCGGUUAUGGUUUACCAAUUUCAAGAUUGUAUUCGCAAUACUUUGGCGGAGACUUGAAAUUAAUCUCCAUGGAAGGUUAUGGUACUGACGUUUACUUACAUUUGAAUAGAUUGAGUAGUUCUUCUGAACCUUUACCAUAG